Messenger RNA from Mizuhopecten yessoensis (Yesso scallop), 1073 nucleotides. Its product is annotated as keratin-associated protein 9-1-like. The transcript has 10 exons. The record is from RefSeq and is a predicted model, not a curated record. Lineage: Eukaryota; Metazoa; Mollusca; Bivalvia; Pectinida; Pectinidae. The coding region runs from base 131 to 673 and encodes 180 amino acids.
CGUCACCAUAGUAUGUGAGACAUUAAUCGCGUUUCUUUGGUGAUUUUUCAACAAUCAUGUUUCGCUGAAUAUAUAAACCAGCACUGUCAGUACCAUUCCACACUUACAGGUGAGGACUAGAACACCCAACAUGGUCUACAUGAACGUGAGGUACCUUGUCAUCGUUUUGUCAUUUGCAGUUGUUCGAUGUGCUAAUCCUGUCUGUUCUGGAACUGCAUGUUCAGGAACUCAAGCAUGUAAAUGGACGUGUGAAACAGAUGGCGGGAGUACAGUUGUUGGUGCUAAUCGGACCGCUUGUGCAGCUGUCAACGACCUGUGUGGAACAACUAAAGUAACAUCAGGGAAAUGUAAAGCUGCAUGUGUAGAACCCGCCGGUACGCCUGUUUGUACCGCACCUGCUUGUACAUCAUCUGAAACAUGCAAAUGGACAUGUGACAAGAGCGGAGCUGCUAUACCAGGCGCCGACCUUGAUGCGUGCGUAGCUCUAAAUACUGCAUGUGGAUCAACAACACAGACAGGACAAUGCAAUGCUGCGUGUGUAUCGACCACUGGUUCUACGACGGUAACAACAACAACUAUAGGAAAAACAGGCAAAAAUGGAUCCAUUAGGCACGGAUUAUCUCCCCUGAUGCUGAUUUGCGGAUUCAUCACCAAGUUGAUUCUGCGUCCAUAAUGGGAGCCAUGUCCAAACAAGUUUGCCAUCCUGAAAACUGCAUUGCACGUUGAGCACAAUGACGGAUGACACCUUAUCCAUUUUAAGACUUUAAGAUGUGUUAAAAAAGACAUUCUCAAUUUGAAUUAUUUCACGAUCAAGUUCUGUUGAAUGUAUCUGCUGAUAAGUUAUGAUGAUUGAAAUAAAUAGAUACUAAUUUAAAUUAUCAUAAACUCGUACUCAAAGUAUCGCAUGUAUUGAAACACAUCCUAUAAGCCAGCAAUGUGUUGAGCUGCGAUUUUAUAUGUGAUAUCUGUUCUUUAUAAUCGAUUUUUUCAUUAUACAAUUUAAACCUCCUGUAUUACUGUGAUUGACGACUACAUUUUAUAUUGAACAUAAAACAAUAAAACGUCCUACAAAA